CGAAAUCAGACAACCGUCCGCAAGCAACAAUCCAAUUUCUCUCUCUCUCUCUCUCUCGUCCUAAAACCACCACCACAGAGCCACCAUUACAAAACCACCAUCUCCUUCAUCUGCAAAAUCUCGGUAAACACACACACACACACACACACACACUGAUUACCAUUUAUUACGCAAAUCAUAAAAUGAUGGAAUCCAAAACUCUAACCCUAGCUCCAUCACAGCCACCAGGCCAAGCCCUCUUCCCUACCCUCGAUUCCCCACACAAAACUCUAACUUUCCACCGAAUUAUAGUCCUCCUCAUUACUUUCGCAGCCUACGCUUCCUUCCACGCCUCAAGAAAACCCCCAAGCAUAGUCAAAUCCAUUCUUGGUCCAGAAAUUACCACCCAGAACACAACAAUCCCACUAUCUGACCAAAACCCUAUUCAAUUGGAUCAAAAUCCAGUUGGCAUUGACACUGGUUGGGCCCCAUUUAAUGGAUCCAGCGGACCUCAUCGUCUUGGUGAGCUUGAUCUUGCUUUUUUAUCUGCUUAUUCUUUGGGGAUGUAUUUUGCAGGCCAUAUUGGUGAUAGGAUUGAUUUGAGAGUCUUUUUGACAACUGGGAUGGUGGGUAGUGGGAUUUUUACAAUACUUUUUGGUUUUGGAUACUUUUUGGAUGUACAUUUUUUCUGGUUUUUUGUAUUGGUACAGGUGAUUUGUGGGUUGUUUCAAUCAAUUGGAUGGCCCUGUGUUGUGGCUGUAGUGGGAAAUUGGUUUGGGAAGUCUAAAAGGGGGUUAAUAAUGGGGGUUUGGAGUUCACAUACAUCAGUUGGCAACAUUAUUGGUUCUGUUGUAGCUUCUGCGGCUUUGGGGUUUGGGUGGGGUUGGUCUUUUGUGUUGCCUGGAAUUUUUAUUCUCUUGGUGGCAGUUGUGGUGUUUUUGUUUCUUGUUGUGAGCCCAGAAAAUGUUGGGUUUGAGUUACCAGGAACAGAGGUUGAGAUGAAUGUGGAGGGAAUGGCUUUAGUAAAUUCGGAGACAAUGGAAUCCGUAGAGUCGGGAGUUACUGGAUCUGAGGAUGAGGAAUCUUUGGGUGCAAUUGGGUUUCUGGAAGCGUGGAGGUUGCCGGGGGUGGCACCAUUUGCGUUUUGCCUUUUCUUCUCUAAGCUGGUGUCUUACACUUUUUUGUAUUGGUUGCCUUUCUACAUAAGGCACACAGCUGUUGCAGGUGUGCAUUUGUCACACAAAACUGCUGGGAUUCUUUCGUCAAUUUUUGAUAUUGGAGGAGUUAUUGGGGGAAUUUUGGCAGGGUACAUUUCUGAUAUUAUUGAAGCUCGUGCCGUUACUUCAAUUGUAUUUUUGUUUCUAUCAAUUCCUGCCCUAGUUUUCUACCGUGUUUUUGGGAGCAUAUCCAUGUUCACCAAUAUUUUAUUGAUGUUUAUUUCUGGGCUGUUUGUGAAUGGACCGUAUGCACUUAUUACAACAGCAGUUGCAGCUGAUCUUGGUACACAGAGCUUGAUCAAAGGGAAUUCCCGUGCAUUAUCUACUGUGACUGCAAUUAUAGAUGGUACUGGCUCUGUUGGAGCAGCUCUUGGCCCACUUCUGGCUGGAUAUAUUUCUACUAAAGGAUGGAAUAGUGUGUUUUUUAUGCUUAUUCUUUCACUCUCUGUUGCGGGCGUGUUAUUGAUUCAUGUUGUUAAAAACGAGAUUAAAGGGAAGCUAAACGAGGGAAAAUGGCUGUGGUUGAGCCCUAUUGCACAUUAAUGGAAAACUUCAUUGAGGCGUCGUUAAGGUAUGCCUUCCCUACUCAUUGUGAAAAUGACUCAUAUACAGCAAACAGGAUUUUGUUGGAGCAGUGAACGGAGUUACAGGGUAAACGAGUGAGCUGAGCUCGUAGUUGGGUAGGGAAACUUAGGUUUAGGAAAGGUAGUUUACUUGCUUACUGGCUUAGGGAAACUUAGGCAGCUCAGCUGUAGUUAACUUGCUUGCUAAAGGUGGGGCUCUUUGAAGUUGCCAAUUCAUGUAUUUCCUUUUGUGGUCAUACGAGAAAAAUGCCUUUUCAUACGAGAAGCUGGACCAUGACGGAGGACUGGUCUAGCUUGCCAUUCAUGUAUAUUCGUUUUGUAUCUUGCUUUGGAAAAUGGAAUCUCAUACAACAUAAAAGAAAUUGGAGGACUUUCUUGAAACCUGAUUCAUGAUUUCUUUAUUUUAUCACAUUUUGACACACAUCCUAUGAUCAGUUUGUUUUCCAUCUGUAUAAUUUAGUUUAUUAUGGGACAAAAUACACGGUUAUAUUCAUGUUCUGUUCAGGUAGGCCUCAGUUCCUUGGCUUUUAUUGUCAUACUUGUUAUAUUCUCAGCUAUGUACUAUUGUCUGAGAGAAUUUUACUUCAUGACCUAAUUUGAUGUUAAGGUAUAGAAGCUUACCCGAGUUGAUCUGAAAUGCGUGUCACGUUUUUCUAUUCAUGCUAAAUUUAUAGGUUAAUGCAGGUCACAUUCCGUGUAAUUGUGAUAUUCUGAUGCAGUAUGGGUGGCGAGAUUUUUAGUAUUUUAUUGAACAUUGUCAAUGCCGUUCU
This is a messenger RNA of Ilex paraguariensis (yerba mate), 2550 nucleotides long. Lineage: Eukaryota; Viridiplantae; Streptophyta; Magnoliopsida; Aquifoliales; Aquifoliaceae. The record is from the annotation of a GenBank genome assembly.